AUGGUGUUUACUCUAUUUACAGGGAUUGACCAUCAUAAUAGUUGUAUUACUUUUGCUGCUGGUUUCAUAGCAAAGGAAGAUAUAGUGUCAUUUGAGUGGUUGUUCAGAUCAUUUCUCAAGGAAAUGGGUGGAAAUGAACCGAAUUGUAUGAUUACAGAUCAAGAUCCAGCAAUGAAAAUUGUUGUUAAAAGUGUGUUUAACAAGACUGAACAUCGCUUCUGUAUGUGGCACAUAAUGAAAAAGUUACCAGAUAAGGUGGAGAAAUCAAUCAUGCAAGAAGAAACUGGUUUCCUAAAAAAAUUAUGUGCUUGUGUUUGGCAUCUUGAAAUUGAACCUGCUGAGUUUGAAGAAAGGUGGAACAAGGUGAUGGUUGAAUACCAUUUGGAAGAACAUGAGUGGUUAGAUUAUAUGUACAAGAUAAGGAACAAGUGGAUUCCAGCGUAUUUUAGAGAUGUGUUCCUUGGAGGAAUAAUGCGUACAACAUCAAGAUCCGAAAGUGAAAACAACUUUUUCUGCUCCUUUAUCAAUCCUCAUGUGUCACUUGUUGAGUUUUACUUGAUAUAUGAAGCUGCAAUUGAUGCCCAAAGACACACUCAAGGUCAGAAUGAUAAUGAUUCAAAGCAUAAAUAUCCUGAGUGCAAAACACCACUAGGGAUAGAAAAGCAUGCCUCACAUUUAUAUACUAACUCCGUCUUUUAUGAAUUUCAAUAUGAGAAAGAAAAUGGAUUGGGAGUCGCAAAAGUAAGUGAUGGAAAUUGGAUUAGAACAUUUGAUGUUGUGUUUAAUCCAACUAACUAUGACACCACAUGUUCUUGCAAGCUAUUUUAUAGACAAGGUAUUCCAUGUAGACAUAUGAUGUGGGUUUGGAAAGCAAAAAGGUUUGAAACCAUUCUUGAGCAGUAUAUGCUACACAGAUGGACUACUAUGGCACUGAAAAAACCAAUUUUUGACUUGGGUGGAAACCUGUUGGAGCAAUGUGCUAAUUUAAUUGACAAGAAAAAAUUGUUAAAUGAUUUAUGGUCAGAGAUACACACUUGUGUAAGUUUGGCAGAAGGAAAUGAUGAAGAUAUUCAAGAUCUUGUGAUAAAUCUUCAAGGAAUAAGAAAGGAUUUGGAGGCUAAGAGGAUUGCAAGAAAUAAUAAAACAACAGGAAGUGCAAACAACAAAGGAAAAGACAUUGAUCUAUUGAUUGGAGCUAGUGUGCCAACUGAAAUAAUUGUCAAACCUCCAAAAAUUUCAAAGAAUAAAGGGACUAGAGUUCAUGUAUCAAAUGAAGAGACUUCAAAAGAGAAAAAGGCUGAGAUUGAUGUGCCAAAUGUUGAAACAAGAGGUAGAAGUGCAAAAAGGCUGAAGGGAGAAAAAGAAAAGGUUGUAGAACAAAACUAG
Molecule: messenger RNA, 1386 nt
Organism: Chenopodium quinoa (quinoa)
Lineage: Eukaryota; Viridiplantae; Streptophyta; Magnoliopsida; Caryophyllales; Amaranthaceae
Product: protein FAR1-RELATED SEQUENCE 5-like
Exons: 2
Coding region: 1-1386 (461 amino acids)
Biological process (GO): regulation of DNA-templated transcription
Molecular function (GO): zinc ion binding
Source: RefSeq, a predicted model, not a curated record